Messenger RNA from Vidua macroura (Pin-tailed whydah), 2403 nucleotides. RefSeq names its product inositol 1,4,5-trisphosphate receptor-interacting protein-like 1. The transcript has a single exon. The record is from RefSeq and is a predicted model, not a curated record. NCBI's taxonomy places the organism in Eukaryota, Metazoa, Chordata, Aves, Passeriformes, Viduidae. Gene Ontology annotation, cellular component: membrane.
CACGUGGCGGGGAGGCUGGGCUGGGGUCAAGGGCCGGGGCAGAAACGCUGCACCCAGAGCUGGGUUCUCCCCCUGCAUGCAGGCACAGCCCCUGACGGGAGAGCCUUGGGCAGGCCACAGGGCUGCUGCUGCUUCUGUAGCUCCAGGGGCAGUGGCAUAGCCCUUGCUGCCUGCCAGCUGUCUGGGGCCCUGUCUUUCCUGCGCCCAGAACCCUGAGCAUCCUGUCCUCCCUCCAGCAACCAGUAGUUCCCUCCCUCCCUGCCCCACUCAAGGCCUUCUCUCCCUCCUCCUGCAGAUCAUGGAUGCAGAAGUAUUCCUCUUCGUGCUCUUGAAAAGUCUCAUCCUGUAUCCGCCACCCGUGGGGGACGGUUUGGAUGAGGAAACACAUCUGCGCAUGGAAGCGCGCGCAAUGCACCUGGAAUGGGAGAGGCUUCGGCUGGAGCAGGAGGUGGAGCAGCUCUCCCAGGAGAAGGUGCAGGUCUUGCAGCUCUUAGCUCUUGCUGUGCUCCUGGUCCUUCUCUUGGUCCUGUGGUUGAUUGGGUGGAAAAGCAGCCUGAGGAGAGAGGAGAAUGAAGAAGAAAACCAUGGUGUAAAUGAAGAGGAAGUUGGUAAUGUUGCUGCAAAUGAAGACGACAAUGUGGGAAAUGAAGUUGUCAAUGAGGCUGCAAUUGCAGAAAACAACAAUGAUGUUGCAAAUGUAGUCCAAGAAGAAGACAGCGAUUUUGACGAUGGUGCUGGACGAAUUAUAAUGGAGCGCACACGGUGGAUUGUACAGGACCUACGGGCAGGCUGCGAGCGGACAUCUGACCUGGAAAAUUAUAAGAUUUAUGUUGGACAUGUCCUGUCCAACAGUUCCUACCCAGUCCUGCAACGAGCCAUCGGGGUGGGCAGUGCCUUUGAAGGUUGGAGUCCCCGUGAGGAGGAUGUCGUGCACCGCGUGCUCAUCCCCAUGACUCCUCCCCGAGGCCACAGCUUCCACCUGGAGCUGGACAGUGCAGGGCUGGGGCACGUGAGGAACUUCCGUGUCCGCGUGCAGCUGGAGUGCACCUGAACGAGGCAGCAGCAGGAUGAGAACAUGUUGUGCUUCCUGCACCACCCCGAGGAGGAGCUGAGGAGGAAUCAGGGUCUCAGCCUCCUAGACACCCAGUGCGACGGCUCCUACCUGGACGUGCAGAAAACUGCCCGCUGGUUCCGGCAACUGGUGAAAGCAAUCUGGCCAGCUUUGCCUCAGGCACACAACUGGCAUUUAAUGCUGCUGCCCUCCACACGCUCCUGCCAAUUCAAAGUGAGCAACGGAGAAGCAAGCUUCAGGAUUGAGAUGCUGUUUGGCGUGCGGAGAGGUGACUCAGACGUCUUUGUGAGCAGCCAGCCAGGAUGUGCUGGAACCCCAAGCACUCUGUGGCCUGAGACCUAUGAUGUGGCAGAGAUGAAGUUCUUCAAGCACAUUGCCAGGCAGGCCCCCUUUGACAGCUUGCACCUGAGAUGCCUGCAGCUCUUCUGCCAUCUUCUGCUGGGCAUAGACUUUUCCACCUACACCAUGAAGACCAUUGUCAUGCACCUCCUGAACACCGUUCCUGCGUCUCAGUGGCGCAGGAGACAUUUCCCGAGGCGACUGAAGGAUAUCAGCGAGAGACUGCUCCUAUCCCUGGAAGCGAAAUGCCUCAACCACUUCAUUGUGGGUAACCAGAGGCUUCCUCAGGACAUCAAGUUGCCCCCUGAUGUUCAAAUGGCUGAGCCACCCAACCUCUUCUAUCGCCUAGCGGUGGAUCCGGAUGCCCACUCGCAGGGGCUAAGCGAGUACCUGGAUCUGCAACGUCGGCUUUCAGCGAUCCUGAAGCCUGACGAUUGAAAGAGAUUCUCCUGCACAGAGCUGUGCUUGUGCUGCCCGGAGCUGGCAGCAGAGAUCCACCUCUUAGCACAAAUUUGGUGCUUUAAGCAGAAGAGGAUUCGUGCAAAGGCUUUGGCAAAGGUCUCACAGCCUCUCCUGCUCCCUCAGCGGGUGGAGGUCCAUAGGAGGGUUUAUUCUACCUCCUUGUAUCAUUUCAUUUUCUAUAAAAAGGGCCCAGAUGGCAUUGAGCCCUGCUUACCUAUGAACUCUCCCACGCCUGAAAAAACACAUGAAGAGAGCACGUGCUGUACGUGAAGGGUCAAAGUUACCAAACCCCGGCUGCAACAUGCAGCUCUUCCUGGCCUUUGAGAAGGACCAAACCUUAGAGCAUGAAAGAAGUGGGAAUCUGGGACAGAAAAAGAAAAAACAAACCGGGCAAAAAAGAGCAAGAGGAAAAAUCAGCACUGCUGGCCCGGGAUGAGUCAAUGGAUGGAGUCUCUCCUUGUCCCCGGAAGGGACACCUUUACGUCAGCAUUGGACAACCUGUGUUGGAGCUGACCUGAAAUUUUGUCUAU